Aspergillus melleus is the source of this 2193-nucleotide messenger RNA. Its product is annotated as putative cholinesterase. The coding region runs from base 1 to 2193 and encodes 730 amino acids. NCBI's taxonomy places the organism in Eukaryota, Fungi, Ascomycota, Eurotiomycetes, Eurotiales, Aspergillaceae. The transcript has a single exon. The record is from RefSeq and is a predicted model, not a curated record.
AUGCAGCUACCACUACUGAUUGUAGCUUCUCUGUGUGGGACUGCCUGGGCGGCCCCUGCCCCCGCGUUGGUCCCUCAUGCCGACGCCUUAGGUACUCUGCAGGUCCUACACUACAACAACCUCGGAUCCAAGAACAACGGAACGUCCGCAGUUCUUGUGCAUGACAGGCUCACCCACGAUGAAGCAUCCGCUCGAUGCGCAGCCAUCGGCGAACAGCUUUAUCCCCUAUCAGCCGCACCGUUGGCCAACCGGACGGAACUGGAUUACCAGUUCAGCUAUUUGGCAUUCUCCGAAAGUAUCCAGGGAUCGGACGACAUUUGGGUCUCUGCGAACUCCUCCGGUUGCUUGGCGUACUCGCCGGAGCAGAAGGACUUCAUUGCUGCGCCAUGCACGCGCAAGUUGACUGCCCUUUGCACCUCGCGCGUGCCGCCAACCACCGAUAAGAAUCGGGCCGCAGUCCCGUCGUCCAGAGUCUCCGUCGCCUCGCAUGACUACACUAUCACCGGCUUCCGCGAUGCGCGCUCGUUCCGCUUCCUCGGCAUCCCCUUCGCCAAUCCCCCGGUGAACGCUCUGCGACUGGCCCCGCCGCAGCCCUACACCGGCGUCAAGCAGAUCGAGGCGACGCAGGUGUCGGCCUCAUGCAUCCAGUCUACCUCGGCAUUCGGGACGCUGGGUAGUGAUAUUUCUGAAGACUGUCUCUAUCUGAACAUCUACACGCCCGUGCUCCCACGGACUGCCCGGAACACCACCGGCAAGCCCGUCGCCGUCUACUUCUACGGCGGCGCAUUUACUAAAGGCAGCGCGUCCAUGAUCGACUAUGACGGUGGUAACCUGGCCAGCCGCAACGACGUGAUCGUGGUGACGGUCAACUACCGUGUCGGGGUCCUGGGCUGGCUGGCAACGGGAAAUCUGACGACGGGCAACUACGGCACGCGCGACCAGAUCCAGGCCCUGCGCUGGGUGCAACAACACAUCGCAGCCUUUGGUGGCGACCCGUCCCGCGUCACCAUCUUCGGACAGUCUGCCGGCGGCCAAAGCGUCGUAGCGCUGCUCUCCUCCCCAGCCGCGGCGCCCCUCUUCUCCGCCGCCAUCGCGCAAUCCGCCCCGGUCGACCUACCCUGGUUCACGCGCGACGUCUACACGGACUUCGUGGUGCCUCAUCUCGCCCCGGCCCUGGGCUGCCCGCACCACACCUCCCCAGAAGCCAGUCUGGUCGCCUGUCUGCGCUCGCUCCCGGCCAGCGCAUUCCUCGAUAACUCGACAGCGUUCGAAUCCGGCAUCGCCAACGCCUCCAACGCUACUGCAUUCGGAUAUCUGAACGCCUCGCCCAUGCUCGCAUCCAUUGAGCCUCUUCUUCCGAUUCUCGACCCGGAAGCCGGCAUCAUCGCCGACCAAUUCCACAACCUCCUGGCCGCUCCCAACUCGUCGGUUAACAGAGUGCCCACUCUCUUCACCACCGUCGCCGAUGAAGCAGGCCUCUACGUCCCGGAAUACGCCUCAUCGAUGAAGACUUCCCCGGCAGCUCUCUCCACCUUGCUGAACCUCGCAUACCCCCCGGACCUAGCGGAUGCACUUCUCAACGCCACCGCCCCGCAAAUCCAAGGCCGCAAUACCUCCCUCCUCCCGGUCAUCUCCUCCUUCCUCACAGCUAGCGAAUGGACCUGUCCUCUUUCCUCCCUGCUGAACCUCACCCACCAUCAAACCAAAGCGCCAAUCUACAACAUCCAAUUCCCCAAAGGCCACAUGCAAACAACCCUCGAUACGCCUCCCACCUGCUCCCCCUUGGCAAACAACACCUUCAACGCCACCUGCCAUGCCGCAGAUGUGCUGCCUAUCUGGGGCAAUUUGAACAGUAAGACAAAGAACGUAGCUCCGUACUACGGAGCCAGUGAUGUGCAUCUGGCGCAAGUCAUGGAGGAUGUUUUCGGGGCGUUUUUCCGGACAAGGGAUCCGAACCCUGACAAGAAGUGGUUGGACACGAGAGGUGUUGCGUAUGAGUUUUCGAAGGGAGUGUUUUAUGGCGACAAAGAGGAUGAUGGGGAUCGGAUUCGUCCGGUAGGAAAGGGGAGUAAGUCAAGAGGAGUGAGCUCGUUAGGCUUGACGUUGGAGAAGGUGCAGGAUCCUGGGGACACGGCGGUGUGUCGUGUGUUUGAGGAGUUUGGACAUACGUUUGAGAGGGCGGGGAUGGCUUAG